AUGAUUUCUAAGAAUAAUAUCAUUAAGGAGAUUCGUCUGUUAAAACGACGUCAUUGGUCAACAUGGGUGACUGUCUGGCCUUUUGUGAUACUCUACUCAGUGACCUUUGCGCUUUAUAUGAAUCCUGAGUUGAUGUGGGAUCGUAUGACGUAUCUUGUGCAUACAACAUACAUUGACUUUUUCCACGCUAUUUGUAUUCCUUUGGUGUUUUUUAUUCAUGCAUUUCUCUCGUUAUUUACAAUCUGGUCGGUACGCUUCCGUUCUUUAAUUCUGUUUAAGGCGUUGAAGCCAGAUCAAUUGUCUUCAGCUACGCAUGUGUUUGUUUGUACAUUUGAACAUAAGGGUGAAUCCGAGAUUGUACCACUGAUAGCAGCAACAAGUGAACAUCCCACCAGUUUUAUCUUCCAACAGCGAAAAUGGCGGUUAGACAGUAAAAGUGGAGAAUUUGUAAAACCACGGUUUCCCACAAAGAACUUAUUAUCAUCAUAUGUUGAUUGGAAAGGAAUUACAUCUGCAGCUGAAUGUGAUCGUCAACGUGAUAGUUUUGGUUCAAAUACAAUGGAGGUUGAAAUUCCAGAGUUUCAAAACCUUUUUGUAGAUCAUGCACUUGCCCCAUUUUUUGUAUUUCAAAUGUUCUGUGUUUUACUUUGGUGUUUAGAUGAGUACUGGUACUAUUCCCUCUUCACAGGAGUGAUGAUGGUAGGAAUGGAGUGCACUGUGGUGAUGCAGCGUAUUCGAAAUAUGAAGACACUGCGAAAUAUGGCAGAAGUGCCCGUACGUGAAGUGACAGUCGUGCGGGGUGGAAAAGAUGUUCGCAUCACAACAGUGGAAUUAUUGCCGAUGGAUCUCAUGGUUGUGGAGAAUAACGUGCCUUGCCCAGUGGAUGCGAUCAUUGUGCAUGGCACCUGUGUGGUGAAUGAGGCCACCUUAACGGGUGAGUCUACACCUCAACUGAAGGAAGCCACAGACCGUUUAGAUAUUCCUCUUGAGAUGAAGAAACACAGUCGACAUCUUCUCUACUCUGGUACGCAGUUGUUAUUAAGUAAUGGACCACAUGGGGCAACCGAGAAGGAACGUGGACGUGCUCUUGCAGUGGUGCUGAAAACUGGAUUUGAGACAAAACAAGGAAAAUUACUUCGUACUAUUCUUCACAGUCAAGGACGUGUAAGUGAAAACAGUGGAGAGUCUUUUGCAUUUAUUGGAGUUCUCGUUGUAUUUGCGUUAGCUGCUGCUGGAUAUCUUCUUAAACGUGGUCUUGAAGAUCCUAAUCGCAGCCGAUGGAAACUGUUUUUGUCAUGUGUACAAAUUAUUACAGCAGUUGUACCACCGGAGUUACCAAUGGAAUUAUCACUGGCGGUCAAUACUUCUUUACUUGCUCUUAUUAAAUUGCAGGUAUUCUGUACAGAGCCAUUCCGUAUUCCAUUUGCUGGUAAAGUUGACACCUGCUGUUUUGAUAAAACCGGAACUCUCACAACAGAUGAAAUGCUUUUUGGUGGUAUUGAUAUGGCAGAUGGAAAAGGAUUAUUAAAUCAGUUAAAAACUGUACCCAAAUCAGCAGAAUUGGUUCUCGCUACUUGUCAUUCAUUACUUCAGUUAGAUGGAACCGACACUGUUGCCGGUGAUGCGAUGGAAAAGGCAUCGGUUUGUGCACUUGGAUAUAAAGUAAAUAUGGAUGACACUGUGGUGUACGAUCCACCUGCACCAAAGGAGGAGGAACAGAAGAAUGGAACAAAACCUUCUACUGCCAGUAACAAAAAGAAUAAUGUUGGUGCGAAUAGACAAUACAAGAUUCUUGUUCGCUUUCCUUUCUCAGCAAACUUACGACGUAUGUCUUGUAUUGUUAGCAGUCCAGAGGGAAAAUUUGUGGUUUCAAAGGGUUCACCAGAAGCAAUCGCCAAAUUGUGUAAGAACCUUCCUGAAGAUUAUCAUAAAAUAGCGGAUGAACAUGCUUCUAGAGGUUUCCGUGUGAUUGCAUUAGCAUCUCGACCUUUACAAGAGUCAGAACGAAGCAAGGAAGCUAUUCAUCAGAUGCAGCGAGAAGAUUGUGAACAAGGCCUUAAUUUUGCUGGUCUUGCUAUAUAUGAAUGUCCUCUUAAGAAAGAUGCAAAGAAAACCAUUACAAUGCUUCAAGGAGGAAGUCAUCGUUGUGUUAUUAUUACAGGUGACAGUGUACAAACAGCGAUCUCAGUUGCCCGAGAUGUUGGAAUCCUUCAAUGUCGCAAACAACUUGUGGCGAUUGGUGGAAAUAAAGAUGGAAAUCAUACUAUAGAAUGGUGUGAUGCAGUAACAGGAGAAGUAUUACAACUUGAUCAAAGUAGUAUUAUCAAACAUACUUUUGUACGUGAUCGUAAACAUAUGACCCCUAAAGAAGAUGAAUGGGAUCUUUGUGUAAAUGCUGAAAAUAUUUCUCCAUCUUGUAUGACGACAAUUAUUAAAAAUUUUAAUGAACAUAUUGCUGUAUGGGCUCGUUGUGCCCCAACCCAAAAGGAAGACAUUGUAACCGAUCUCAAGAAGAAAGAUCAUGUUGUUCUUAUGGCUGGUGAUGGUACAAAUGAUGUAGGCGCAUUAAAGCAAGCACAUACGGGUAUUGCCGUACUAAAUGCCGCUGCUGUCUCUGCAUCCGCCGGCGAUGGAAAUGCAUCUGCGAAUGCCCCUCAAUCUCAUAAUGAACCAGAUGUACCUGCCGAACAUAAAUUACCACCGGGAUUUAAGUUCACUGUUGUGCCGCCGCAACCUUCUCCAGAUGCACCUUUUAUGGUACAAAUGCGUCAUAAAUUAGCAGAAGCCCGUAGGAAAGCAGAGAUUGUGCAAAUAGCACGUUGGAAUAAACAACUUGAAGAUAAAAAGAAAGAAAGAGAAAAUGAAAAGGCUGCUGCUCCCCAAGUUCCUCCUGAAUUAACUUCAGAUUUUCUUAUGACUUCAAUGUUUAAUGAGGAUGAUAUGGAUAUCGGCGGUGUUCCUCAAGUAAAACUGGGUGAUGCCUCUAUUGCAGCUCCAUUUACAUGUCGUUCAAAAGCCCUCAUGUCUGUUUGCGAUGUUGUGCGCCUUGGACGAAGUACUCUUGUCACGACUUUGCAGAUGUACAAAAUUCUUGCUCUUAAUUGUUUGACUUCAGCGUAUUCCAUGUCUGUAUUACACACGGAUGGAGUGAAGCUUGGUGAAAAACAAAUGAUAUUGGCAGGUAUGAUUCUUUCCGUUUGUUUCCUUUGUAUGUCACGUAGUCAACCUUUACCAUAUUUAUGUCCUCAACGGCCUAUUACGCGUGUGUUUCAUCCAUACAUGAUUUGUACUAUUUUUAUGCAAUUUGCUUUACAUCUUUACUGUAUGGUUCAAACUGUCAAACUUGUGGAAGAAGUUGAUAGUACGGAGGUUCAAAGUAUGCGACAAGUUGGAAGUGAAGGAGAGUUUAAACCUACUCUUCUUAAUUCGGCGAUGUUUUUGUUAACGACUCUUAUGGGUGGCGUUAUAUUUGCUGUGAAUUAUCGUGGUGAACCUUUUAUGCAGAGUAUUCGAAAAAAUAAACCCAUGUUUUACACAUUGAUUCUUCUCGCUGUUGUUGUUGUUUACUUCGCUUCUGAGACUGAUCCAGAAGGAAAUGCUAUGUUUGAGAUUGUAGCUUUUCCCUCACCGGAAUUUCGUCAACGUUUUAUUCAGUUGUUAAUGAUAGAUGCUGGUGGAAGUUUUGCCAUUGAAUACGCUUGUCUUUAUUUACUGACAGAUUAUGCGUGA
This is a messenger RNA of Trypanosoma theileri, 3729 nucleotides long. Its product is annotated as putative cation-transporting ATPase. Lineage: Eukaryota; Euglenozoa; Kinetoplastea; Trypanosomatida; Trypanosomatidae. Bases 1 to 3729 code for a protein of 1242 amino acids. The record is from RefSeq and is a predicted model, not a curated record. The transcript has a single exon. Gene Ontology annotation, cellular component: endoplasmic reticulum membrane. Gene Ontology annotation, molecular function: P-type ion transporter activity; ATP hydrolysis activity; ATP binding. Gene Ontology annotation, biological process: intracellular calcium ion homeostasis.